Menidia menidia (Atlantic silverside) is the source of this 2214-nucleotide messenger RNA. NCBI's taxonomy places the organism in Eukaryota, Metazoa, Chordata, Actinopteri, Atheriniformes, Atherinopsidae. The record is from the annotation of a GenBank genome assembly.
CUGAAAGCCGCAACACUUCGGUGUGAACAGGGAAGCGGGCGCGCGGCGCGGGGACCCGCCGGAAGAAGCAGCGGCGGCGGCAGCUUUAACGCGAGCCGGACGCAGACCGUCACAAACACCGGCGGCACGAGCGACACCGAGGCGGCCAGCGGGGCGGAGAGGGAGAGGGGGAGGAGGAGGAGGCACCUGCACCGCGACCGGUUCUCUCCAGCCCGCCUCCGUCGACUCGACGGAGAGGCACCGGAGAGCGCGCGGGGCUUCGCCCGCCAGGGAGCCCUCCGCCAGAAGAACGUGCACGAGGUGAAGAACCACAAGUUCAUCGCGCGCUUCUUCAAGCAGCCAACCUUCUGCAGCCACUGCACGGACUUCAUCUGGGGCUUUGGAAAGCAGGGAUUCCAGUGCCAAGUGUGCUGUUUUGUGGUCCACAAACGCUGUCAUGAAUUUGUCACUUUUUCCUGCCCGGGGGCCGACAAGGGACCAGCUUCAGAUGAUCCUCGAAGUAAACACAAGUUCAGGGUCCACAGUUACUCCAGUCCCACCUUCUGCGACCAUUGUGGCUCCCUCCUCUACGGGCUGAUACACCAGGGCAUGAAAUGCGACCAUUGUAUGAUGAACAUCCACAAGCGAUGUGUUGCCAAUGUCCCGAGCCUGUGUGGGACAGAUCACACAGAGAGGCGAGGACGCAUUCAAAUCUCCGCCCAGAUUGUUGCGCAAACUCUCACCGUCAGUAUCAAAGAGGCUAGGAACCUGGUGCCCAUGGACCCCAAUGGCCUGUCAGACCCUUAUGUCAAGCUCAAGCUGAUCCCAGAUCCCAAGAGUGAGAGCAAGCAGAAGACGAAGACCAUUAAAUGCUGCCUCAACCCCACCUGGAAUGAGACAUUCACAUUUAAACUCAAAGACACUGACAAGGACCGUCGUCUGUCUUUGGAGGUGUGGGACUGGGAUUUGACCAGCAGGAAUGAUUUCAUGGGAUCACUGUCCUUUGGAAUAUCUGAGCUACAGAAACUUGAGAUUGAUGGAUGGUUUAAGCUGCUUUCCCAAGAGGAAGGGGAGUACUUUAAUGUUCCCGUCCAGCCAGAUGGCGAAGAUGGUAAUGAGGAGCUACGACAAAAGUUUGAGAGGGCAAAAGUGGGUCCAGGGAAGCCCACCGACUCGUCUUCCUCUUCCUCCGUAUACAAAUAUGACAGCAAUGGCAAUCAGGAUCGCGUCAAGCUCUCAGACUUCAACUUCAUCAUGGUUCUGGGAAAAGGCAGCUUUGGCAAGGUGAUGCUGGCUGAGAGGAAAGGCACAGAUGAGCUGUACGCCAUUAAGAUCCUGAAGAAAGACGUGGUGAUCCAAGACGAUGAUGUGGAGUGCACCAUGGUGGAGAAGAGAGUCCUCGCUCUGUCUGGAAAACCCCCUUUCCUCACACAGCUGCAUUCAUGUUUCCAAACCAUGGAUCGGUUGUAUUUUGUCAUGGAGUAUAUAAAUGGAGGAGACCUCAUGUACCAAAUCCAACAGGUUGGCAAGUUCAAGGAGCCUCAUGCUGUGUUCUAUGCUGCAGAGAUUGCCAUUGGCCUCUUCUUCCUUCACUCCAAAGGAAUCGUGUACCGAGAUCUGAAGCUGGACAAUGUGAUGCUGGAUUCUGAAGGCCACAUAAAGAUUGCAGACUUUGGCAUGUGCAAAGAGAACAUGUUUGAUGGAAUUACCACCAAGACGUUUUGUGGAACACCAGACUACAUUGCUCCAGAGAUCAUAGCCUAUCAGCCUUAUGGGAAGUCCGUGGACUGGUGGGCCUUUGGAGUACUGCUUUAUGAAAUGCUUGCUGGGCAGCCACCUUUCGAUGGGGAGGAUGAAGAUGAGCUGUUCCAGUCAAUCAUGGAGCAUCAUGUCUCUUAUCCUAAAUCCAUGUCCAAAGAAGCUGUUGCUAUCUGCAAGGGGCUGAUGACCAAACACCCAGGUAAGCGUCUGGGAUGUGGCUCAGAGGGAGAGAGAGACAUCAAGGAGCACGCUUUCUUCCGCUACAUAGACUGGGAAAAACUGGAGAACAAAGAGGUCCAGCCUCCUUUCAAACCGAAAGCUAAAUCGCGCCAAGAUGUUGGCAACUUUGACAAAGAGUUUACAAAGAUGCCAGUGGAGCUGACACCAACAGACAAACUCUUCAUCAUGAACCUGGACCAGAAUGAGUUCCAAGGCUUCUCGUACACCAACCCGGAGUUUGUCAUACAGGUCUGA